Messenger RNA from Elgaria multicarinata webbii, 1284 nucleotides. It is a transcript of the gene GAL3ST3, whose product is annotated as galactose-3-O-sulfotransferase 3. The record is from RefSeq and is a predicted model, not a curated record. Gene Ontology annotation, biological process: glycolipid biosynthetic process. Gene Ontology annotation, cellular component: membrane. NCBI's taxonomy places the organism in Eukaryota, Metazoa, Chordata, Lepidosauria, Squamata, Anguidae. The coding region runs from base 1 to 1284 and encodes 427 amino acids. Gene Ontology annotation, molecular function: galactosylceramide sulfotransferase activity. The transcript is spliced from 2 exons.
AUGGCCUGCUCUCUGCCUGCACUGCUCUACGGCCCCAAGACGAUGUCUCGCAAGAAGGCCCUGCUCCUACUCCUGCUGGCGUUCAGCACGGGCACGCUGAUCCUGCGCCAGAGCGCCCACCUCGGCUGGUUCCCCAAGGCGCCCCUCUUCAGCUGCGCCCCGCCGCCGCCCCCGCGCCCCAAGCACACCGCCGUGGCCUUCCUGAAGACCCACAAGACGGCCAGCACCACCGUCCAGAACCUCCUCUUCCGCUUCGCCGAGCGGCACAACCUGACGGUGGCCCUGCCCCACCACGCCUGCGACCACCAGUUCUGCUACCCCCGCAACUUCUCCUCCCGCUUCGUCCACCCCUACACCCUGCCGCCGCGCCUGAUCGCCAGCCACCUGCGCUUCAACCGCGACGAGCUGCGCCGCCUCAUGCCCAACGACACCGUCUACGUCACCAUCCUGCGCGAGCCGGUGGCCAUGUUCGAGUCGCUCUUCAGCUACUACAACCAGUACUGCCCGGCUUUCAAGCGGGUGCCCAACGGCUCCAUGGAGGCCUUCCUGGACCAGCCGCGCCGCUACUACCGCCCCCACGAGAAGUACGCCAUGUACGCCCACAAUACCCUGGUCUACGACCUGGGGGGCGACCCUGAGCGCGACCCCGACGACCCGGCCUACCUGCCCGCGUUCAUCCGCCAAGUGGAGGGCAUCUUCUCCCUGGUCAUGCUAGCGGAGUACUUCGACGAGUCGCUGGUCCUCCUGCGGCGGCUCCUGGCCUGGGACCUGGACGACGUCCUCUACGUCAAGCUGAACAUGCGCAGCCCGGAGUCCAAGCUCAACAUCACCUCGGCCCGCGUGGCGGCCCAGAUCCGCAGCUGGAACGCCCUCGACGCUCAGCUCUACGGCCACUUCAACGCCACCUUCUGGCGCAAGCUGGCCGAGGUGGGCCCGGACUGCGUGGCGAGAGAGGUGCGCGCCCUCCGCCGGGCCUGCGAGCGCCUGGCGCGCCGCUGCUUCGGGGGCCAGCCCCAGCUGCGCCCGGCCAUGCAGAUCAAGAACAAAGACCUCCGUCCGUGGCAGCCCAGCGCCAAGGUGGACAUUGUGGGUUACGACCUCCCUGGCUCCGGGGCGCCCUUGGACGAACAGUGCCUCAAGCUCGUUAUGCCGGAGGUGCAGUAUUCUCGUUACCUGCUGCGGAAGCAGAGCCUGAGGAACCGGCGGAGGGCGGCCCCCCACCGGCCGCUCCCUCCCAGGGGUCUUCUGCGACCCCCCCGGCACCCGGCUCCCAAGGUAGCCUAA